AUGAAGACAGUUUCUUGGUUGAACAAGAGCAGAAAGCAAAAUCUUGUGCUCUGCUGCAAUCAAUUUUCACUUCUUUUUCUUCUUCUUCUUGCAGAAGUAAUACAUAUUCCAGAGCGUGUUGAGGCUGUUGGUGCACCUGUUAAGUUUCUUCCAGGAUUCCAAGGGCCACUUCCUUUUGAACUUGAAACUGGGUACAUAGGAGUGGGUGAUUCAGAUGAUGUUCAACUAUUCUACUACUUCAUUAAGUCUGAGUCUAAUCCAAAAUCAGACCCUCUUAUUUUAUGGCUAACUGGAGGCCCUGGCUGCUCUGCUUUAUCUGGCCUUUUCUUUGAGAUAGGUCCAAUAACAUUUGAGCCUGUCGAGUACGGUGACUUUAAGCCAGCGGAAUAUAAUGGUAGCUUCCCCUCACUGGUCUUGAAUCCCCAUACAUGGACAAAGAUUGCAAGCUUUAUAUUCUUAGAUCUUCCAGUUGGUACUGGAUUUUCCUAUGCAAGAACUUCAGAGGCUCGUCAAUCAGAUGAUCUACAAGCUAGUGAUCAUGCAUAUCAAUUUCUACGCAAGUGGUUCAAUGAUCACCCAGAAUUCUUAAGAAAUUCAUUUUAUGUGGCUGGGGACUCCUAUUCGGGAAUAAGUAUACCAAUCAUUUCUCAACUCAUAGCAAAUGGAAAUGAGAAGGGACUUGAGCCAUUUAUUGAUCUUAAGGGAUAUUUACUGGGAAAUCCGGCUACAUUUCAUGGUGAAUACAAUUACAGGAUCUCAUAUGCUCAUGGAGUGGGACUUAUUUCUGAUGAACUUUUUGAGUCCUUGAAGAGAAACUGUGAAGGAGAGUAUUUCGAUAUACAUCCUAGCAACACAAAAUGUUGGAAUGAUAGGCAGACUUAUGAUCAGAUGCUUGGUGGAAUUACCAAUGCGCACAUUUUGGAGCCCAAGUGUGAGUUUGCUUCACCAAGGCCACAAAAAUGGAUAGGCCAAAGAAGGUCUCUUGAUGAAAUGCUAUAUCUUGGACGACUGAGAUGUCGAUUUGACUGGGAAAAGAUCUCUUACCAUUGGGCUGAUGAUGACAAAGUUAGAGAGGCACUCCAUGUUCGAAGAGGCAGUAUUGGUAAAUGGAAGCGAUGUGCUGGGGAUGAUUUGCCUUACCAAAAGAUAAUAGGAAACAGCAUUCCAUAUCAUGCAAAUCUCAGUGUCAAAGGUUAUAGGUCCUUAAUAUACAGUGGAGAUCAUGACACGAUGAUCCCUUACACAUCAACCGAAGCUUGGAUAAGAUCUCUUAACUACUCUAUUGUUGAUGAUUGGCGACCAUGGAUUGUUGAUGGUCAAGUUGCCGGGUAUACAAGGACAUAUUCAAAUAAAAUGACAUUUGCCACAGUGAAGGGAGGAGGACAUACAGCUCCAGAGUACAAGCCUGUUGAAUGUCUAGCCAUGCUGAGGAGAUGUUUUUUUCAGCAAAUGCUAAAGUUUGCUCAACAACUGUUGAAGUUUUUUCAGCAGCUGCUCAAGUUUGCUGAAGUUGCUGCAACAACUACAAUAAUUGUUGUAGCAAAAGUACUUCAUUUUCCAGAGUGUGUUGAGGCUGCAGGUUCACCUGUUAAGUUUCUUCCAGGAUUCCAAGGGCCACUUCCUUUUGAACUUGAAACUGGGUACAUAGGAGUGGGUGAUUCAGAUGAUGUGCAACUAUUCUACUACUUCAUUAAGUCUGAGUCUAAUCCAAAAUCAGACCCUCUUAUUUUAUGGCUAACUGGAGGCCCUGGCUGCUCUGCUUUAUCUGGCCUUCUCUUUGAGAUAGGUCCAAUAACAUUUGAGCCUGUCGAGUACGGUGCUUUUAAGCCAGCAGAAUAUAAUGGUAGCUUCCCCUCGCUGGUCUUGAAUCCCCAUACAUGGACAAAGAUUGCAAGCUUUAUAUUCUUAGAUCUUCCAGUUGGUACUGGUUUUUCCUAUGCAAGAACUUCAGCGGCUCGCCAAUCAGAUGAUCUACAAGCUAGUGAUCAUGCAUAUCAAUUUCUUCAGAAGUGGUUCAAUGAUCACCCAAAAUUCUUAAGAAAUCCGUUUUAUGUGGCUGGGGACUCCUAUUCUGGAAUAUCCAUACCAAUCAUUUCUCAACUCAUAGCAAAUGGAAAUGAAAAGGGACUUGAGCCUUUUAUUAAUCUUAAGGGAUAUUUUCUGGGAAAUCCAUCGACAUUUCAAGGUGAAUUCAACUACAGGAUCCCAUAUGCUCAUGGAAUGGGACUUAUUUCUGAUGAACUUUUUGAGUCCUUGAAGAGAAAUUGUAAAGGAGAGUAUUUUGAUAUACAUCUUAGCAACACACAAUGUUUGAAUGAUCGUCAGACUUAUGAUCAGAUGGUAGAAGGACUUGAACCUGGGCAAAUUUUGGAGCCCAACUGUGAGUUUGGUUCACUGAGGCCACAAAAAUGGUUUGGCGAAAGAAGGUCUCUAGAUGAGAUGCUAUAUGCUGGACGACUAAGAUGUCGAUUUGACUGGGAAAAGCUCUCCUACCAUUGGGCUGAUGAUGACAGAGUCAGAGAGGCCCUCCAUGUUCGAACAGGUAGUAUUGGAAAAUGGAAGCGAUGCGCUGAGGAUGAUUUGCCUUUCGAAAAGAUAGUACAUAGCAGCAUUCCAUAUCAUGCAAAUCUCAGUGUCAAAGGUUAUAGGUCCUUAAUAUACAGUGGUGAUCAUGACAUGAUGAUCCCUUAUAUAUCAACCAAAGAUUGGAUAAGAUCUCUUAACUACUCUAUUGUUGAUGAUUGGCGACCAUGGAUUGUUGAUAGUCAAGUUGCAGGGUAAGUU
Messenger RNA from Solanum verrucosum, 2784 nucleotides. RefSeq lists its product as uncharacterized. The transcript is spliced from 26 exons. Gene Ontology annotation, biological process: proteolysis; secondary metabolic process. Lineage: Eukaryota; Viridiplantae; Streptophyta; Magnoliopsida; Solanales; Solanaceae. Bases 1 to 2781 code for a protein of 926 amino acids. Gene Ontology annotation, molecular function: serine-type carboxypeptidase activity; acyltransferase activity, transferring groups other than amino-acyl groups. The record is from RefSeq and is a predicted model, not a curated record.